ACAGCUCUCAGUUCUGGUGGAUUGGAACCACGACCGAGGCAUACAGCAUUUGCUUUGGGAAAGCUCCUCAACAUUUCUGUUGGUGCAGGUGAUACCAGUAGUCUCAUCGAUGCAUUGAGAAAAACUCCGAUAGAUGCACUUGUGGCAGCUGCAGUUCAGGUUUCAGAUUCUGUCUCUUUCGGAUUUAUUGGGCAGCUAGUAUGGACACCUGUUGUGGAAAAUGUAGUAGAUGACCAAGCUUUCGUCACGACUCCCAUGCAUCAAGAUUUCAUCGAUGGAAAUUUCAAUCAUGUACCUAGUAUGAUCGGAUUCAAUUCUGAGGAAUCAAUAGCUUUUUUGCCACCAGAAGAAACGGUGGUUCGACUCGCUGCACUGAAUGAUGCUGAUCCCAGUUUGCUUGUACAAGAUUCAAUGAAUGUGGAGAAUAAAACUCAAGUAGGAAUCGAGCUCAAAGGCUUGUAUACGUCAAAGCCUUUCUCGGAAGAUCUGGAAGCAUUUGUGAAGUUCACGAGUGAUGUAGUUUUCAUCCGAUCUUCCGUUCGUCAGGCAGAGCUCUCAUCC
Molecule: messenger RNA, 561 nt
Organism: Phaedon cochleariae (mustard beetle)
Lineage: Eukaryota; Metazoa; Arthropoda; Insecta; Coleoptera; Chrysomelidae
Source: the annotation of a GenBank genome assembly